Manihot esculenta (cassava) is the source of this 671-nucleotide messenger RNA. RefSeq names its product aspartic proteinase NANA, chloroplast. NCBI's taxonomy places the organism in Eukaryota, Viridiplantae, Streptophyta, Magnoliopsida, Malpighiales, Euphorbiaceae. Gene Ontology annotation, biological process: proteolysis. Gene Ontology annotation, molecular function: aspartic-type endopeptidase activity. The coding region runs from base 1 to 600 and encodes 199 amino acids. The record is from RefSeq and is a predicted model, not a curated record. The transcript has a single exon.
AUGUCGAAGCCCCACCUGCUGUUGUCGCCGUGGUUCAUCUGCUGCUUUAAUGUUGUUGUUGUUUUCUUCCUUCAGGUAGAUGCAGCAUUUGAGUGCAAUGAUACUGGGGUAUCGUUUGAAAUGUUCCACAUGCACUCUCCCGAGCUAAAGUUGCAGGGAAAGUCUCUUGGAACGUCCAAGACUAGACUGGAUCGCUUCAGGGAAUUGCUUGAGAAGGAUAAUGCCAGGCAGCAAAGAUUGUCAUCACAGCGCCAGCCCCAAAGGCAUAUGCCGGAUCCGACAGCUGAGCUUCCGUUGCGAUCAGGUGCAAGUACUGGAGAUGGGGUGUUCUAUGUAUCGUUCCGAAUUGGAAGUCCUCCGCAGAAGUUUGUGUUGGCGGCUGAUACGGGCAGUGAUCUCACCUGGAUGAAAUGCAAUUUCACUUGCAAAUUUUGUCCAAAGAUCAGUUUUAACCCGGGAAGGGCCUUUCAGGCAAAGGAUUCUCCUUCCUUUCAGACAAUUCCAUGCAGCAGUAAAAUUUGCCAGGAAGAUCUUGUUCGGGUUCGGGCUUUGCCUGAUUGUCCUACACCGGAUACGCCUUGCCUCUUCAAUUACACGUAAUUAUAUUAAUUUUUCUAUCAUCAUCGUCAUCUCAUCUCUAUCACACCGGCAUAUUAUCUAAUACAAUGCCA